AUGAUGACUCGUCAAAGGCAUAACUGCGUGUAUGGCAUGACAAUUACGUGUCCAGCAAGGCUAACAUCUUUAGGCGAGCUAUUGCAGACUUCUGGUCUUAAAUUGCCGAUUGUGCUUGUUGUCGUGUCUUGUUGCCCAGAGAUGGAAAAGCAAACUUCUCCAGAUCCGUCCUCACAGAGUGUAUUUAGCCUUUGA
Messenger RNA from Plasmopara halstedii, 195 nucleotides. RefSeq lists its product as uncharacterized. NCBI's taxonomy places the organism in Eukaryota, Oomycota, Peronosporomycetes, Peronosporales, Peronosporaceae. The transcript has 2 exons. The record is from RefSeq and is a predicted model, not a curated record. The coding region runs from base 1 to 195 and encodes 64 amino acids.